AUGAAACAACCAAGUGGCAACGGCCGGAUGUUGGGUAAUAAGCAUAUUGGCUUCGAAGAAGGUUUUCUAGAACAAGUUCUAUUAAUAUUCAAAUAUAAUCGCACCGGUGACUAUCAUGACGACAUGACUGCUGAUGUUUUUGAAGAAUAUUCCGAACAAAUGGUAAAAUUUAUUCCGUCAGGAUUAGUUAUAAUAAUGGACAACGGCAGUUACCACUCCAGAAGAAUAGAGAAAAUAUCUACAUCUUCGACGAAAGAUGAUAUUAUCAAGUGGUUGUUUAAUAAACGUAUAGGAAUUCAAGAUAACAUGGUGAAGAAAGAACUACCGGCUAAACUCAAAUCCAUCAUUGGACCUGAAACUCUUCCCAGAAAGAAAUUUAUCUCUGCGAAUAGAGGAAAGUCUCAGGGUGCCAACUUAAAAGAAGGCGUUUCCAAGAGCUUAUUUUCCCAUAGCUUCCAACGCACAGUUAUGACUAAAGGGCAGGUGCUUAACAAGUGUAAAAAUUGGUCAGACAGAUUGAAUGAAUCAGAAAGAAGAGUUGAAGAAACCCUAAUUUGUGAGUUGAAAGAACGUUUGGAGAAGAGAAACCAUAUCGAAUACGCGGGCCAACAAGAUACGAUGACCCUGAUCCCAACCUUGAUGGUUUCAAAGUCUCCUGUAAGCAUGGCAGAAAUAAAAAACUUUCAUAAACGCAUACAAAAUAUUUCUAGGCAAAUGAAAGCUGGAUCGGGUAUUUCUGAAAAUCGUGGUGGUGACAGACGUUCGCAGAAAAAUGUGGAAAAGCGCAAAAAAGUGAAAGCAUUCAUCGCAAAUUUAAAGGGGCAAGAGAGUCACUACGGAAGAGCGAAAUCUAAAAGGAUAUAUUUAUCUGCAGAGUACAAUAUCACCAUACUACAUAGGCUAUACAAUGAUAGCGUUGAAGAAAGCUAUAAACUAUCCACAGAAAGAUGGCGUGAGGAUGAGGAAUUGCAAUGGCUUCGUCCUAUUUUUCCAGAGCCCCUUGAAGAGCUACAAGAGAAUAGUGAUGAAGACAAUGAUGAAGAUAAUGCCCAAGAAGUAUGUAACUGCAUCGAGGAUGAUGGUGGAGUGAAAGUUUGA
Acanthoscelides obtectus is the source of this 1098-nucleotide messenger RNA. Lineage: Eukaryota; Metazoa; Arthropoda; Insecta; Coleoptera; Chrysomelidae. The record is from the annotation of a GenBank genome assembly.